Molecule: messenger RNA, 1780 nt
Organism: Lucilia sericata (common green bottle fly)
Lineage: Eukaryota; Metazoa; Arthropoda; Insecta; Diptera; Calliphoridae
Product: mpv17-like protein 2
Exons: 1
Coding region: 500-1312 (270 amino acids)
Biological process (GO): mitochondrial ribosome assembly
Cellular component (GO): cytoplasm; membrane
Source: RefSeq, a predicted model, not a curated record
UAGUUUGAAAGAAAGUUUUAUGAUACAAGGUCGAAGCCUAUUGGUCGGUCUAUUACUUGACGAUAACUUGAAGAUAAAAAUUCACUUAUAAACACUAAUAUAACGAUGAAAUUCUGCAUAAAUAACAUUAUUGUAAAAGUAAAUUCCUCUAUUAAAAUUUAUAAGGGUGUGUCCAUAUAUGUAUAUCCUUGCCCCCGUAUAACCCCUCUUUCAUAAAAUCACUUUUUUUUACAAUCUUGUUUUAAAUUUGCAUAAUUUCAUAAAAUAUUAAUAUACAAUCAACAAAACGCUUUAUCGCUUGUAGCCUUAAUUGAGGUUGACCAUCAAUGUCAGUGAGGCAAAAAAUAAAGUGUGGCAAUGUUCUCAUGAGCAAAAACAAAAAAGUUGUCAGGUGUAAAUAAUGUCUGUGGUUAGAAGUAAAAGAACGUACAAAAUUAGCGUUAAGUUAUUAAAGUAAAUACAAUUAAAGUGAAUUUAUAAUUAAUUAAAAACAAACAUAAUGUUUGCUAUAAGUAAAGCUACAAAUUACACAACUUUAAUAUUGCGUCAAACGACGAUUUCCAGAAGUUAUUGUCAAUUUCACCACAAAACAACGCAAAAUAUAAGAAAACAGCUGGCUGAGAAUUCUUACCUAUUUAAAGCAACAACAACACACCCCUCAAAUAUAUCAUCCCCACAAACUGUUCAGUUACAAAUCUAUAGAAUCAAACACAACAGCAGCAACAAUAAUACAAAUAAUCCAAUUACUAAACCAACAAAAUUUAUAGCAAUACGCAGAUUAUGGAAGAAUAUCUUUGGAAAAUACUUACUAAUGACCAAUAUUAUUGGUUCUGGUGUUCUAAUGGUUUUUGGUGAUGUUAUGGCCCAAGAGAUUGAAUUUAGACGUGGACUACCAAAUGCGCAACGUUAUGAUUGGCAGCGUAUUGGACGUAUGUUUAUAGUGGGUGCCUUGCAAGGACCUCUGCAUCAUUACGUUUAUAAUUGGAUGGAUAAAGUAAUGCCAGUGGCAAAUUUUAAAAAUGUUAUGAAAAAAAUCUUAAUAGAUGAAUUAAUAAUGUCUCCGGCUUGUAUAUUUAUAUUUUUCUAUUCGGCUUGUUUCCUAGAGCGCAAAACCUUUAAGGAAACCAACGAUGAGCUUAAGGAGAAAUUUCUUUUUAUCUAUCUUAUAGAUUGGAUGCUAUGGCCUGGUGCUCAGUAUAUAAAUUUUCGUUAUUUAGAAACGAAAUAUCGUGUUACAUUUGUUAAUGUAUGUACGGCUUUGUAUAAUAUAUUUAUGUCGUAUGUAAAGCAUGAUUACAAUGUACAAGUGUAGUGCGAUUAAAUUAUGAAAUUAAUCUUUGUAUAAAUUAUCAAACUGUCUAGAAAAUCAUUUUUAAUCAUACUUAUUAGAUUGUUAUCUCUAAAAUGUAACAAUAUAUACAUACAUAUAUACGUUUAAAAGUAAGCUUUUAUUUUAUUGCGUUUAUAUAAGAAAAAGUUUAGUAACUUAACGAUUUAGCGAUGUCUGUGCAUCUUAGACCUUAUGAAUUUCAUUUAAAUUGGUCUAUCAUUUUACUAAAGAUUUUGAAAAUAACUUGAACAUAUUUGACAAUUGAAUUAAUUCAGAAACUACUGCAAAUAAAAAAUAAGAUUCAACAAAUAUUUUAAAACUAAACUUAAAAUUUAAGCUAAUGCAAAAACGAUAGUGCAACCAACAACUAUACAUUCUAAGAGGUUAUCUAAAAUGUAUUUCAUAUGUAAGGACUUGAAAUAAAGCUAUGUAUUUGUUUUUCACUGUAAA